Molecule: messenger RNA, 4409 nt
Organism: Oncorhynchus nerka (sockeye salmon)
Lineage: Eukaryota; Metazoa; Chordata; Actinopteri; Salmoniformes; Salmonidae
Product: synaptojanin-2-binding protein-like
Exons: 4
Coding region: 177-629 (150 amino acids)
Biological process (GO): receptor clustering; cell-cell adhesion; establishment or maintenance of epithelial cell apical/basal polarity
Cellular component (GO): postsynaptic density membrane; basolateral plasma membrane; neuromuscular junction
Molecular function (GO): protein binding
Source: RefSeq, a predicted model, not a curated record
UGGGAAGUGUAGUUGUUGUAGUCCAUCAGAGGGCAGCAAACUGCAGGAAGAGGACGAGGCAGGCAGCAGAGACACACACACACACAACUCCUGCAUGAGUUCACCUUCACAUUUAUAACUACCCCCCCUCCCCAAAAAACAGCUAUUUAGCUUGUCCUUUGGGAUUUCCUUACAUCAUGAACGGGUCAGCAAAGUAUACUGCGCCUACAGUGCUGGGUAUACAGUUGAAAAGAGGACCACAAGGUCUGGGGUUUAACAUCGUGGGAGGUCUGGACCAGCAGUAUGUUCUGAAUGACAGUGGGAUCUAUGUGGCCAAAAUCAAACAGAAUGGAGCUGCAGCAUUGGAUGGAAGAUUACAAGAAGGAGACAAGAUAUUGGCGAUAAAUGGCCACAAGCUGGAGAACCUGUCACACAGUGCUGCUGUGGAGCUCUUCAGGUCAGCAGGAGAGGACGUGCAGCUACGCGUACAGCAGAGGCCCACCAUGGCCAUGAAUGGUCCCCCCAGUUCCAGACCUGACGGGGGCUCGUCUGUCUCCUCCUUGGGAAUACUUGUGGCUGUCCUGGGAGCUGCUGCAGCCGUUACUGUCCUCUUCAUGCGCUUCCAACCACAACUGAGGAGGCAUUUUUAAACCCUAUGUAUCUUUCUCCUCCAAUGCAUUUUUAAAGGCAAAACCUAGGACUGAACACUUUGUUGAAGCCCCCCCCCCCAAAAAAAACCUAGGACUGAACACUUUGUUGAAGCCCCCCAAAACCUAGGACUGAACACUUUGUUGAAGCCCCCCCCCAAAGAGAAAAUAUACAGCACCAGUGAAAAGUUUGAACUCAUCUACUCAUUCAAGGGUUUUUUUCUUUAUUUUUACUAUUUUCUACAUUGUAGAAUAAUAGUGAAGAAAUCAAAACUAUGAAAUGUCACAUAUGGAAUCAUGUAGUAACCAAAAAAGUGUUAAACCAAUCAAAAUAUAUUUUAUAUUCUUCAAAGUAGUCACCCUUUGCCUUGUCAGCUUUGCACACUCUUGACAUUCUCUCAACUAGCUUAACCUGGAAUGCUUUUCCAUCAGUCUUGAAGGAGUUCCCACAUAUGCUGAGCACUUGUUGGCUGCUUUUCCUUCACAUCCCAAACCAUCUCAAUUGGGUUGAUUGAGGUCGGGUGAUUGUGGAGACCAGGUCAUCUGAUGCCGCACCAUCACUCUCCUUCUUGGUCAAAUAGCCCUUACGCAGCCUGAAGGUGUGUUGGGUCAUUGUCCUGAUGAAAAGCAAAUGAUAGUCCCACUAAGCGCAAACCAGAUGAGAUGGCGUAUCGCUGCAGAAUGCUGUGGUAGCCAUGCUGGUUAAGUGUGCCUUUGAGUCAAAAAAAAAUAGGGUCAUCAGCAAAGCACCAUCACACCUCCUCCUCCUCCAUGCUUCACGGUGGGAACCACACAUACGGAGAUCAUCCGUUCACCUACUCUGCAUCUCACAAAGACACGGCGGUUGGUCUAAUAUCCAUUGCUUGUGUUUCUUGGCCCAAGCAAGUCUCUUCUUCUUAUUGGUGUCCUUUAGUAGUGGUUUCUUUGCAGCAAUUCGACCAUGAAGGCCUGAUUCACGCAGUCUCCUCUGAACAGUUGAUGUUGAGAUGUGUCUGUUACUUGAACUCUGUGAAGCAUUUAUUUGGGCUGCCAUUUCUGAGGCUGGUAACUCUAAUGAAUUUAUCCUCUGCAGCAGAGGUAACUCUGGGUCUUCCUUUCCUGUGGCGGUCCUCAUGGGAGCCAGUUUCAUCAUAGAGCUCGUUGGUUUUUGCGACUGCAUUUGAAACUUUCAAAGUUCUUGAAGUUUUCCAGAUUGACUGACAUUCAUGUCUUAAAUUAAUGAUGGACUGUUGUUUCUCUUUGCUUAUUUGAGCUGUUCUUGCCAUAAUGUGGACUUGGUCUUUUACCAAAUAGGGCUCUCUUCUGUGUACCCACCCCUACCGUAUUGGUUGAGAGAAUGCCAAGAGGGUGCAAAGCUGUCAUCAAGGCAAAGGGUGACUACUUUGAAGAAUCUCAAAUAUAAAAUGUAUGUUGAUUUAAGUUUAUUAAAAAAAAAAAUAAUCAAGAAAUGUUUGGUAACGACAUGAUUCCAUGUGUGUUAUUUCAUAGUUCUGAUGUCUUCACUAUUAUUCUACAAUGUAGAAAAUAGUCCAAAUAAAGAAAAACCCUGUAAUGAGUAGGUGUGUUCAAGCUUUUGACUGGUACUGUAUAUACAUAUAUUUUUUUGUGAUUACCAAAAUGCUAAACUUUACUUUCUUGCUACAGGUAUAACACCGACUAGAUAAUGAGAACUUUGUAAUUGUACAAAUAAAUUAAAAAGAUGUGCGCAUGGCAUUCCCUCUGCUGGGCAGAGCUGUGCUCCUCAGACAGAAGGACUUGGCUGACCUAAAAAGCUUAUUUAUCCCAAAGAUAUCGUUCUCUGUCAGGAUAGAGAUUUAUUUGUAGAGUUUCUAGGCAGAGGUUGAGCCUGACUCACUCAAGGGGCCUGCCUGCUCACCAGUUUCCUGUUCUUACAGGGUGUUUUUGGAAACUGAAAGGCCAUGUUGUGUUCAGUCACUCAGAGUAGCCUUUGUAACUGAAUGGCUGAUCUGUUUUUUUUUUGGUGAGCCAGUAGGCUGAGAACUCACUGGUACCCUGUGUUUUGAUUUGUCCGUCUGUACAGAUGCAAAUUAGCUUUGUGUUUUGAUUUGUCUGUCUGUACAUAUGCAAAUUAGCUAUGUGUUUUGAUUUGUCCGUCUGUACAGAUGCAAAUUAGCUAUGUGUUUUGAUUUCAUCAUUCUUAUGUUUAUGUUUUGUCCCUCCUGUGGUUAAAAUGUCUCUAAUUGUACCAGAAUCAUUUCAGAUUGAGUAGCUCUAUAUGUGUAAAGAUAACAUUUGAGUUUGAGGUUGAGAGGUGGUUCAGACUAGUCACAUUGAGGCUCGUGAUGGAUGUUGAAUCAGUGAUGUGUUGUUAACAUAGUAGCCUGGUCUCAGAUCUGCUGUCUCCUCCUAUAGCCUGGUCUCAGAUCUGCUGUCUCCUCCUAUAGCCUGGUCUAAGAUCUGCUGUCUCCUCCUAUAGCCUGGUCUCAGAUCUGCUUUCUCCUCCUAUAGCCUGGUCUCAGAUCUGCUGUCUCCUCCUAUAGCCUGGUCUAAGAUCUGUUGUCUCCUCCUAUAGCCUGGUCUCAGAUCUGCUUUCUCCUCCUAUAGCCUGGUCUCAGAUCUGCUGUCUCCUCCUAUAGCCUGGUCUCAGAUCUGCUGUCUCAUUCUAUAGCCUGGUCUCAGAUCUGUUGUCUCCUCCUAUAGCCUGGUCUCAGAUCUGCUGUCUCCUCCUAUAGCCUGGUCUAAGAUCUGCUGUCUCCUCCUAUAGCCUGGUCUCAGAUAUGCUGUCUCCUCCUAUAGCCUGGUCUCAGAUCUGCUGUCUCCUCCUAUAGCCUGGUCUCAGAUCUGCUGUCUCCUCCUAUGGCCUGGUCUCAGAUCUGCUGUCUCAUUCUAUAGCCUGGUCUCAGAUCUGCUGUCUCAUUCUAUAGCCUGGUCUCAGAUCUGCAGUCUCAUUCUAUAGCCUGGUCUCAGAUCUGUUGUCUCAUUCUAUAGCCUGGUCUCAGAUCUGUUUGUGCUCUUGCCUACUCCACUGCUGUCCCUAUCAAGACAAACUGUUUGGCGUGUUGACAAGGAGUUGACAUGAUGGCACAAACUGGCAUCAUCAGGCUACUAUAUAAAUCAGGCGUCUCAUUAGAAUGUACAGUGAUGACGGUUACGCUGUCCAUGUUGUAAAGUAGGAGAGACAUGUUUUUAUAUCUGUCUGGACUAUGUCACUAAUGUGUGUCCCUAAAAGAGAAAUGUUAUUUUAAAUGUUUCCAGGUUCACAUUGAGGCUGGUGUUAUCUGUUAAUCUAAUCCAUGUGGUGUGCAUCACUUACACAUUUAACAGCAGUAAGAGAAUAGUUUUUAUGGAAAAAGGGACAUUUAUCGCUUUAUCUACUUUACUAUUGUUUGCAAAGAAAGAAAACAAAAUGUGACUUUCAAACAAAUAUGACUUUAAAAACAGACCGUUUGAUGCUGUUUUGAAAGCCUUAUGGAGCCAUUAAUUUAAUCCUAAAGGUCCGAUGCUGCCACCUAGUGGAUGUUUAGCAGUCCUGCAGCUCAUCCAAUCACUGUAAUAGAGGGGUGGAUUGUGUAUAAAUCAUUUUAUUAUUUUUUUUUGUCACCCUAUUCCCUAAGUAGUGCACUACUUUUGACCAGAGUCCUAUGUAGAGAAUAGGGUGCCAUUUGGUACUCAAUCAUGGUCGAUGUUUAACAUUUACAUUCCAUGUAUUUUGUAUAAUCUGUAUAUAGGUGUGUGUCGUCACCCUACUGACCUUGUAUGAAGCAAAAAUAAGUACAUUUUAUAUUAUCCUAUGAAUGCCAAUAAAGAGAGCUCAGGACAGUU